AUGUCAAUUACUGAUAUAAUUUCAAAAAGUGGCUUGUUCAACCGCCUAUAUGAUGCUGCUGCUCAAGGAUCAACAUUUGAUAAAAUCGCUUUCAAAAAUGAAGAUGAGAUAUUCUUUGCCCAUGGAUCCACCAUCAGAUAUUUUAAAUCUUCAGAGGGUCCUUCCUAUUCAGUCUUAAAUGUUGCAGGACUUGACUUUGAUAUCCAUGGUCUUCAAUUGAACAGCUCGGGUACUCUUUUAACUGCUUACGAUGAGAAGAGUAUAAUUGUCAUUUCUCUUUCCUUCAAUAGAGCUACAAAGAGUGAAGAAAAUGAAAUAAAAACAAAUUCCUUCAAAAUUGGCUCUUCUAUUUACAACAAAAGCAACCAUAUUAUACAACUGCUUUGGAACAAACUUUCAAGAUUUGAUUCAUCUCUUUUGGUUCUUUCAAGUGAUGGUGCUAUCAGAACAUUCAACAUUAGACUUUCACCUGAUCAUCCAGACAGCAUUUUUGACCUUAAACAAACACACUCAAGAAAAAUUGGUCUUUCAGAAAACACAAUCAAUGAUCCAAUCUCAAUGUGCUUUGGAAAUAGUGAGACCUUAUCAGGUGCAUUGACUCUUUAUAUUUUGAACAAAGAGGGAGACAUAUUUGCAAUUUAUCCAUUCGUUUCCAAAGAAGUAGCUGUUUCUAAAGUUUUGGUUGAGGAUCUUUUGAAUGAGUCAUUGUUGUUAUCACAUAACAGUACAAGAAAUGGAGAUCUUUCAUUGAACGAACAACUUCGUUUUGUCACUAAUUUAUGGGAUCAAGUAUCAACUUCACAGAAAGAGCUUAGAGGUACUCGUGAAUUAUGCAUUUUAAAAACAGACGUUUCCAAUUACCAAAUACAAGGACCGUACGCUAUCAAACCAUAUCCUACAACUCUUUAUGAAGACUAUGGUUCUAGUAUAUCAAGCUUCACAUUCAAGGAUUUACAUUUAUUAUUGAUUUCAUACCAACAGAAUGGGUUUGUGGCUGUUCUCCCUGAUCAGAAUUUGAGAAUGAAGAUUAACCAAAAUGAAGACCUUUUGGAUUCAGACACUCAUAUCCCAGCUUUAUCAUUGGUACAACAUGUCAUGUUUGGCAAAUCACUACCUACAAAACUUGGUCGACAACUCGACGAUUUCAGUUAUGCUGCUAUAGUUGGGCACUCCAUCAUUAGACUAGACUUCACAUCCAUGGUUGAGGAAUUCACCAAUACACUCAAUAAUAAUGGCUUUAAUGAAUUUAACCCACAAAUAAAUAUAGAGGUGGAGCCUAUUUUAAGGCUUCAGGAAAACGAAUUUUUAGAAGGAUUACUGCAGUUAGAGGAUACCAACAAUCAAACCAUGUUACUCUUAACUAACUCAAAUAUGAGAUUCACCACCAAUAAAAAGGCAUUAAAUCCUGAUUUUGAAGAGUUUUCUAAGGACACUGAAGAAGGAAAUGAACUUCAAGAGCGUUUCUUAAAGGGACCGUAUGUUGAAAUUGAAAACUUGUUGAGACUUAUUGGUACUGUGAAUAUUUCAUCUGGUGCAGCUGAUGGCUCUAAUAUCAGUGCUAAUGACCACUUUUUACGUGAAUUGAACGCAAUUUCAACACAAGCUUUACAACACAUUGUUACGUUCCACAAGUUAGCACUCUCUCUUAAUGAUAGAUUAAUUAAUCAAAGAUUGGAAUUGAAAAGACAAGUCAAAGAUGCGUAUGAGUCGACAGAAAGGUUAAAAAAGUUGAAAGAAAAGAUUGAUUCAAAUAAAAAGUCAACCUCACAAUUAAGUGAAAGACAGGAAAAAAUCGAUAUCAGGUUCAAGAACCUCCAAGAAAAACUAAAAAAUGUGAAUGAUCUUCCGUUGAGCUCUAAGGAGAGACAAUGGUUUAAAGAAGUCAAAAACCUAACUUUAUUUUUCAACAAAGGAGUUAAACAAAAUAAGGAGUUGAGGGAGCAGUUGGUUUUCAUCAAGAAUACACUCCAAACGUCAUCAUCUCAUGUUAAUUCAGACUCAUAUACUGAUAAUAAUGAUUGGCAAGCAUUGAAUGAUGUUAUAAAAGAAGGAAGUCUGCUUCUGAAAAGUACAAAAGAACAGUUAGAAGAAAAUUCAGCUCAAUUUGGUAAAAACUUGAAUGAAUCUUACUUUAAAUAA
Messenger RNA from Hansenula ciferrii, 2139 nucleotides. RefSeq names its product linker nucleoporin NUP82 (gene NUP82). Gene Ontology annotation, biological process: ribosomal large subunit export from nucleus; mRNA export from nucleus; protein import into nucleus. Lineage: Eukaryota; Fungi; Ascomycota; Saccharomycetes; Phaffomycetales; Wickerhamomycetaceae. Bases 1 to 2139 code for a protein of 712 amino acids. The transcript has a single exon. Gene Ontology annotation, cellular component: nuclear pore. Gene Ontology annotation, molecular function: structural constituent of nuclear pore. The record is from RefSeq and is a predicted model, not a curated record.